AUGUUCAAUCUUGGUGUGUUCCUUUUGCCACGGGUCAGACUUACUUCUGGGGUGUCUCACAAUGUCAGAUUUCUGGCUACAAGUGCGAGAGUAACCGUCAAACCUCUGCAUUCGAGAAAGACGUUGCUGAUCGAUACUUACAAAGAGAUGAUGGACAAAAGCCCCGUGGUGCUGUUUGCUCACUACAACAACUUGCUGAAGCAAGAAAAUGCAUUUUUCCGUGCACAAAUACAAGCAUUGGGCGGUAAUAUGACCGUUCUUAGAAACCAAUUAUUCCAGGUCUAUCUGCGAAACUCGCAUCUCGCAGAUCCGUGCGCUCCCUCCACCAAAGCCGAGCAAAACAGAAAUCAUCCUUUGUUGCCGCUUUUCAAAGGUCCCACUGCAGCCAUAUCUUUUGCAGAAACCGAUCCAUCGCAGAUACUAAAGUUUCUGAAGCUGCUCGAGAAGAGCUCCGAUAAAAUGUUUGUGGUGGGUGCCCGAAUCGAAGAUCAAGUCAUGGACGUCACCAAAUUGCAGCAGUUCAAAACUCUACCGUCCAAGUCCGCUCUACAGAGCCAGCUCUUGGGUCUAUUGUCGGUGCUCAGCGGUGCCGGUUUGGUCAAGACGUUGGAGGCCGGUUCUCAUUCACUGUAUCUAACCCUGCAGUCGCAUCACGACAACACUGGAAAGUCAGACGACAACAAAUAA
Lachancea sp. 'fantastica' is the source of this 687-nucleotide messenger RNA. The record is from the annotation of a GenBank genome assembly. Lineage: Eukaryota; Fungi; Ascomycota; Saccharomycetes; Saccharomycetales; Saccharomycetaceae.